This is a messenger RNA of Physcomitrium patens, 743 nucleotides long. Its product is annotated as large ribosomal subunit protein eL36x. Gene Ontology annotation, cellular component: ribosome. Gene Ontology annotation, molecular function: structural constituent of ribosome. Gene Ontology annotation, biological process: translation. Lineage: Eukaryota; Viridiplantae; Streptophyta; Bryopsida; Funariales; Funariaceae. The record is from RefSeq and is a predicted model, not a curated record.
GCCUAGGGUUGAGGAGCAUGAGGCUCUUUUGACGUUGCCUUGCUUGCAUUCCAAUCCCUUCUCGGUGUGAGUGAGCGAGCUGCUGCUGUUGCCCCACCAUCGUCGUCGCAGCAUGGCCCCCUCCGUGGUUAGCAACGGCAUCGCCGUCGGUCUGCACCGGGGUCACCAAGUUACCAAGCGAGACAUCGCCAAGCGCCCCUCCGCCAGCAAAGGCAAGCUCGGCAAGCGCACCUCCAUGGUCCGCAACCUCAUCCGCGAGGUCGCUGGGUUCGCUCCGUACGAGAAGCGGAUCACGGAGCUGCUUAAGGUCGGCAAGGACAAGCGUGCUCUUAAGGUCGCCAAGAGGAAACUCGGCACCCAUUUGCGUGCCAAGCGCAAGAGAGAGGAGAUGACGACCGUUUUGCGCAAGAUGCGUGCUGGUGGUCACGCCGAGAAGAAGAAGUAACGGAAGUCCCUUUAGGUUUUCAUUCUGGAUAGCAGGGUUGCGCUUCGGGGUUUUUUUGACUGGGGUUGUAGUUGCCUAGCUGUGCCUAAUCCGGCAGCCAGGUAUUGAAGAGCUUCUGUCAAUUCACUUCCUACGUUUUCCCUCUGGUGUUAGGGUUAACCGCUUUUCUAAUACUUGGGUAUGCCUUACCUGCUUACAUCUCUCUUUGCCUUUGCCAAAAUGUUCUGUGUUUCUGAUCUGAUAGUAUGUACUUGCCUUUUUUUUAUUCAUCUUCAAUCCAAGUCUAUGUUCUUCGGGA